Molecule: messenger RNA, 960 nt
Organism: Fusarium keratoplasticum
Lineage: Eukaryota; Fungi; Ascomycota; Sordariomycetes; Hypocreales; Nectriaceae
Exons: 5
Coding region: 1-960 (319 amino acids)
Source: RefSeq, a predicted model, not a curated record
AUGGCCGUCCUCCCUGGAGUAUCCCAUGUAUCAGUGAAUGUCAGCGUCGCCGGAGAGAUUGCCACAGAAUAUGAAGUCCCAAGCGAUCAGACGCCCAUCUUUGGUACCGGCCCAGAGCUUCCUGGUCCUGUUAGCCACUGUUACAUCGAGGCAAAGACCGGCGCAGAGUUCAGGAUCGAAUUGACGGUGGAUUCUGCUUUCCAUUUUCCAAGAUUCAACAAUUCAGUCUCCCUUUUCGUCUACAUUGACGGCAUUUACCUGUCAGGCAUUGUCGUGCAAGACGACACUCUUCUUGGACAAUCAUCUCGCACCGCAGUUGUCGCGGAUGCAUAUUGUCGCCCGGAGGAAGAGGGUGGGCAGCCUUGUUUCAAGAAGUUCGUCUUUUCUUCCAUCACCACAACCGAGACCGGAUUCGGUGAAGACAUGACCAGAGAAAUGGAGCGUGCUAAAGAUCUAGGGGUUAUCAAAGCGGUUGUGGUGGCCGCAAAGACUGGUCAGCGAGUCCCUCGGAUUCAAGUGCCCGGCAUCCAAAGCCAAGAGCGAGAACUCCCGGAAAAGGCAUUGAAGGGCAGAGAACUGAGUCACCAGGGGUCCCUAGCAGUCAGCACCGCAUCGCCCGUUUCAGAAUGCACCAUACUUCACAAUCAGAAUGUGCUCGGAACGAUCUUCUUCCACUAUCGAUCCCGUGAAGCGCUUCAGCGGGAAAUGAUUAUCCCACGGUCUCCAUCAACAGAAACACAGCCUCUCGCCACAUCGUCUCCAGCUGAUACUAACCUCUCGAACCUCUCUGAAGACGAAAUUCGACGUCUAGCUAGGGAAAGACUGCGUGACCUUCAAGUCAAGAAUGAGUCCCGACACGUCAAGAGGGAGGCUGAAUCUGUACCACCAGUGGUCCGGCCUCUCAAGAUGGUCAAACUGGAUGAUGGGACAGAGGCCAUUGAUCUCACCGAGGACGAUUGA